Messenger RNA from Bactrocera neohumeralis, 6407 nucleotides. RefSeq names its product rho GTPase-activating protein 20 (gene RhoGAP71E). Gene Ontology annotation, biological process: signal transduction. The record is from RefSeq and is a predicted model, not a curated record. Lineage: Eukaryota; Metazoa; Arthropoda; Insecta; Diptera; Tephritidae. The coding region runs from base 861 to 4463 and encodes 1200 amino acids. Gene Ontology annotation, molecular function: GTPase activator activity. The transcript has 6 exons.
CAUCAUUUCUCGUGUACACAACCAGAGAAUGUACAUUUACAUACAUUAUACGUUCUCUGACACAACUACGAAGCAACAACAAUAGCGUUAAAUGACGGGACGGAACAUAAAACGUAAAAAUUUAGAGGAUUAAAUUUAAUUAAUUUAAAUGAAGUGUGAAUUGUGUAUAACAUGAAAUUAAUUAGAAAAUGCACAUAUAGUUUUAAAGAUCAUUGUAGAUAAAGUGGUUUUGCGGGGGCAUGUGUUCGUGGUUAGACGGAGUGCAAACAUAAAGGCUGUAGUGAAAAACGAAAAAAAAUUCACACAGGAGUGGCAACAUGGAAUGCUGGAGAAGCGAAAAUUAAAUUUAGUGUUAUAAUUUUUCCAGUUUCGGAAGAGAUUUAAUUGAUUUUUUUUUUUUUAAAUCAUAUUGCAGAAAUAUUGUUACUUACUGUUGCAUUUUUAUAAUUAGUCAUACAAUAAUCAAAAUAUACAUGUAAAGAGUGGUGAAAAGGCGUGAAGUUUUUCCUGUAAAUUAAAAGUUGUACAAAGGAAAAGGCAACAAACCAUUAUCAUAAAGUGAAAGCGAAUGAAAAAGGGAAAUCUACGAUUAUUAAAAAAAAAAUAUGUAAAAAAACGUGUGGUACGUGGAACGUGCAGCUGCUUAGAAGUGGAAGAAAGGAAAAGAAGAAAAGUGGAAGGCGUAUUGUGGCGGGCAGGGCGGUAUAACAGCUGCCACAAACUACUAUAGUAUAACCCCAGAAAAUUAAAGUUUAGCAGUGCUCGCAUUUUCGUGUAAUUAAGUAAGAUAGUAUUUUUGCUCGAAUUGCAGAAGUUCUGCGACAAUCAUUGCUAAUUAUUUACUAGUAUAAAUAAUAAAAAUGUCCAGCUGGGCGCGACGUGCGGCAGAUAUUAGUAGUGUUGUCACUUCUUGUGGGCAUCCCGGCGCCUCUGCGCCAGAGUAUACUUAUAGAUUGGAGAAAGUUAAGUUUGGUGUACCACUUGAGGAAGUUUGUAAAAACAAUGAAAACAUUCCAGGACCACUCUUGGUUCUUAUACUUAAAUUAAAUAAAGAAUCACCAAAUAGAAGAGACGUUUUUCGUGCCCCUGGACACCAGGGAGCUAUGAAAAAGUUAAUACAUUUUCUGCAGUCGGGUCGUUUAGUGAAUGUCGACAACUAUUCAGUUUAUACGAUUGCAAGUGUGCUAAAGAAAUUUCUACGAAAAAUACCAAAUGGUAUCUUUGGGCGAACGGGUGAAAAAGAAUUAUUUGACAUUAUAGAGUUGGAGAAUGAGUCGGAGCAGACGGAUCGCUUGCAUAGAUUAUUUACAUCACUGCCGAAAUACACUCAACGUUUACUAGUUUUACUCUUUGGUACAUUCCGUGUUAUUGCCAGCAAUGCAACACAGGCCAGUACAGGCAUGACCAGCGAAGCCCUGGGAGUUUCAGUGGCACCAAGUUUCUUUCAAUCCUGCGUUAGUGAUGGGAAAACAGCACGUAUGGAAGAUGUGCUUAAAUUCAAGGUGGCUACAAAAAUUAUGAAGCAAAUAAUCGAUAAAUUUGCCACACAUGACUUAUUUGGACGUGAAAAUUAUGAAUACUAUGCGCGAGUUACUGGACGCAUACUCAAAGUACAGGACGAAUGGAUUUGUAGUUUUCAGUAUCCACCUCCACCACGUGGUAAAUUGGCACAGCAAAAGUAUGCACUACAACACUCCCUUGAGGCAGAAAAGACAUGGUUACAGUGCCAGUGCGAGCGGUGGGGUUUGCUCGCUCAGGAAGAAUCCCGCUCAACUCCUGCCUUGCUAACAAGCUCAAGCUCAGCUUUAGACAACAGUGUGCUUUCAUUGGGCGUAACACCAGAACAUUCGUUUAUUGAAUCAUGUGCUCGCCUAUCUGUCUCUUUAGAAGGACCAAGUCUGUUUGCGAUGACAUCAUCGCCCAUACCGAAGCGAAACAUACCAGAUUUGCAACGCGACACCGACAAUGAUGCUGACGUCGACGAGGAGAACUUCGGCGACGAAGAUGCAGAUGCCAACGACGGCGGCGAAGUAGGAGACUUUGCCGCUGAACUCGAAAUAAAUAACGACGAAGAUUUCGAAAACAAUCCGAAAGCCAACUUUCCAUCACGCAUGGCCGUGCAAAGUGGCUUACAUAGAGCAGUAGCUGCCAGAGGCAAUAACCGCCAUGUAAUGCCUAGCAACGCUGCCCUGAAUACCACUUACACUGUCAGUAUUGACAAUGACGAUGUUGUGGAUUCUAAUGAUGACGAUGGCGAUGACGAAGUGACGGUUGUAAGACGUCGCUAUCGUCAAAAUAAAAAGAAAAUACUAACUCAAACUAGAAUGCAACAUCAGCGACGUUUGCGAGCCGGCUCUAAGAGCCUUGAUGGCGGCGAUCGCUCCUCACAAACGCCUCUGAAUAAUGAGACAAACGAAAAUAGAAACAAAAUGAAGAACAACAAAAUACAGAGCACCACGACAACACAAAUUAGCAGCGGAACUAGUGGUGGCAUUAAAGCAACUACACGUACUUGCAGUCGUUGUAAUCGCGGUAUACGUCACUCGUCCUCUUGUUCCUCAGCUUCUGGAGGAGGUGCUGGCAGCGUAGGAAAUGGCGGUGGUAUGACUAUGGAAGAAUUACGCGCUGUCAAUCGCUAUGCCGAGAGUACAAAGAGUCUUUCUUAUUUGCCACAGGUCCAUGAGCGCCAAACAGCACGCAUGCGCACUCGUUCAGAAUGGUUUUUGGGUCCUAGAGAUAGUGAAUUGGCAUUGAAUUUGCCAACCACAUGCAGCAACUGUUGUUUGGCUGCUGUUCAAAAGCAGCAGCUACAGUUACAGCAGCAGCAGCACCCACACUUUCAAACACAUGGCUAUCUUGGAGGCGGUAGCACACGCGACAUGCGCGCACAUUGUAGCGGAUUUGAUAACGACGAGGAUGACAAUGUACACAAUUUAAUAGUUAGCAAUAGUGGUGGCCAUAAUGCCAAUGCGCUCUAUUUGUAUUACAAGAAACGGCUGCAACAGCAACAAAGAAUGAAUACCAAUUCUCAACAGGUAAUGCAAACAGAGCAUAUGGAUACGGAUGACAGCUGUAAUGCUUAUGACUAUGGUCCACCAACAUAUCAAUGUAAGCAGCAUUUACAAGUUGAUACGUCCAACGUACACUCACAAUCAUCUGAGCUUCGCGUAAUGGAGCCAACAUCAUCGGCGUAUGCGAUUGCGUCUAAUAGCUCCGGCCGUCGCAUGUAUUUGGAUCCGAAUACGACAACAACAAAUAUCGGUAGCUAUGUUACCUCACAUAAAUCUUCUAACAAUUAUUAUUUGUAUGAUUCGAAUGAUACCACUAAUGCAUCUACUUUCACAACAAAUUCUAUUGCAACCACUUUUAAUUCUACUUCUACAACAACAACUACUACUUUAAGUUUGCAAACAAAUUCAAUUUCUACUUCUGCCAAAUUUUCUAUUGAUAUCAGUCACAACUACAACUACAAUACUAACAAUAACAGUGAAACUAUCUAUAUAGAGAAUGCUAACUGUAACAACAAUAAUAUAGAGAUUAAUAAUACUAACCAAACAUUGUUAGCAAGUAAUCUCCAACAUACCUACAAAUUGUCUAACACUAAAUAUUCACAUUCAGCUACAAAACCAGUGUCAACAAAUUAUGAACCUCAUCAACGCAAUCAUCAACACUUUAGCUCACAAAUCAGAAACAUUGAUUCGCCUUCAUACUUGUAUACACAUUCACAAUCACCGAAUCAUAUACGCCAACAUCAGGUAUAUAAACGUGGUUCAAAGCUGCCCAGUCACUACCAUUCGACCGAUUCCGUGCGAUACUGCGAUGUAGACUUAGAUGUGGAAAUAGUAACCGAACCGACUAUGCACACAUCUCGCCUAUUUUAUAGUCCGCGUAAGCAAGUAAUCUCUGCCAGACGUUGUAAUUCCACACACGAUCUUUAUAAAAUUAAGAGCGACGAUGUUGAGGUUAACAGCGAUCUCGAUCAUAAUUAUCUAACAUACUCGCUACCGAGCGACCAAAAUCGAGCAGAUUUCGAUACAGUUACAGAGCCAUCUAUACUCACGAAUCGUGUCGAGUCUUGCGAGGUAUACUCUGAUUCGUCAGAAUUUUUCAAUGCUAGUUUGCUGGAUAACUCCCUAGCGCCUGUUUCAACAACAAGCGAGAUGAUUGGUACGAGCGGCUUGCCACUGGCCGCUGCUGAAGAAGUCGAUUUUAUACACACGUCUCGCUAUAGACAGAGUACGCCUCGCGUUCAACGCCGUCAGCAACAGCUGAGACGACGGCAACGUUUGGCUUCCACAUCGACGCAAUAUCACUCGAUGAACUCGACAAAUGCUAGUAGUUUGUUGAUGACGACGGCGGACGGCGGAAACGGCAGUGACAGUGGCAAUGGCAGAAACACGCGCACUGACAGCGGCAACAAUUUCGUUACAGUCAUUUUUAAUGUAUUGGACUUUUUAUUUUAAUGCUAAAUUAAGUGAUUAAACUGCUCUACUCUUACCUUUUAGCGCUUAUUUUCCAUAUACAAGGCGAUUUUAUAUAUUUUACUCAAAUGUAAUGCAUUAUAUGUUGGUAUUAACGACAUUUUCGGUUGUAUUACUAGAUUACAGUUUAUAUACAUAUGUAAAUAUGUAUAUUGUGUACAUCUGUGUUAAUUUAUGUUUGUGUGUAAAAUAUUUAUGUCGUUUUUUUGUAUUUGGUUAUUAUUGUCCUUAAACAUUUUAUAUGAUUUUCAUACGAAGUAAAUAUAAUUUAAAUGGUAAAUAACUGCCCUUUAAAAAACACCCUUUUUGAUAACAUUAUCGAAAAAUAAGGAGCUCGUAGUAUCGUUUCAAAUCUUAAAUAUUUGCAUUUUUAGAUAAAAAAGAACAGAACUCACUAUAUUGCCUAAACAAGUCAAAAUCAACAUAACAUAAAAUAUGUUAGUGAAACCUUUCAGCAAAGACCAAAUUUUUGAAUCUAGAUAUUUUCUAAAUAAUCUUAUUCGACGGAAGAAACUUCCUUUUGAUUAGAUUCGUUUAUUCUUCCACAUAUUAUUGAUUUUGGACAAAAGCAUUUUCAACUUCACAAUAAUGCUUAUAUUAAAUUUUCGAUACCCCUGAUCCAUGUAUUUAGACCUCAUCUAUUGUCGCGGUAAAACGAACGAUUACUACAAGGAUUUAAUCCUUUUUAAAAUAAAAUCAAAGAAAUAAAUUACGGAUUAUAGGUAGACGUGAAAACCCCCUUCAGAAUUUCGACUUUAUAAAUAGAAGCCAAAUUUGUUAUUAUUAUUAGAAAUUACUUUUUUAGGAAAAAAUUUUAUACUAAUUGGGAACCAUAUAUUUGUAAGAAUCUGCAAGUUAAAUUUUCUUUGAUCUCAACUUUGUGAAGGCACUGAAAUUGGAAAUAAAAAAAAAAAUAAAAGUGUCCUUAUAUUAAAUGAUACAAUUUCGAAAUUCGAAUAUUCUGCGAGAUAUGUAUAUCCGUACAAUUACAUUAUUUUUAUAAAAUCAUUUAACUAACAUCCAAUCAAAUAAGCAUUUUUAGAUGUGACAAAUUCGCACACUGCAUAUCAGGGCUUAUAUGCAGUGUGCGAAUUUGUACUUGUAUAGACUCAAGUAGACAAUUUUGUCACAAAAUAAAUUGCCAAGUAGAGAUUUCAAAAUCUUGCUAUCUUUUGACCACAAAAAUUAAGCAUAAGUAUUUAGAACUUUUUUUUCCAUUUGGCGGUAUAGGAGAAAAUGCUCUCUGAAAAUUUGGAUUUCUAUAACAAAUAGCUGAAAGAGCGAAUAUAUUACUUAACAAACUCCUGACACCCUUUAGAGUACAUUUAUUUUAAUUAUGUUUUUAUUUUUUUUAUAUUAAUUUUUUUCCUUUCAAAUCCCAAGUCUUUUCUGUUUUUUUUUUAUAAUAACCUAUUUGUUUGUAAUAAAUAUAGCCAUGUAAAUAAUAUAUCUCAAAUAUAUAACAUUAAAAUGUAGUUCCAUUAAGUAGGUUUUAAUUUAAAUUUAAUAAAUACUAAAAAUAGUGUAUAAUUUUUAUAUGUGUAUUAUCAUAAUUUGUUUGUGUGCUGUUUCAAAAUAAAAAUUAUAACUUUAACCUGAUUUGGUUUUGUGUUUUUAUUAUUCUUUAUUGGUUAUGUAAUUAGUGAAUCUGCUGAUAAGCUGUUAAGCCUGCGAAAAAGCUUAAAAUUUCUUAUAUGGCGUCUUGACUAAGCUUUGUUUUGUUCCACUUUUGUUUAAUUUUUUAAUGAUGUGAAUUUAUUAACUUGUUUUUGUGCUUCAAAAGUUUUAACCUCACACUUUCUUAAGUCAAAAACUAAUACAUUGACCAAAAAUUUACUUCUACCCUAUUUUAGUUUUUUUUUGUACUCAUACACACCUCUUACAUUGGCUAAUGCACACUUGCAUAGAAAAAAAAACAAAAAUAAA